Messenger RNA from Solanum tuberosum (potato), 860 nucleotides. RefSeq names its product classical arabinogalactan protein 26-like. The transcript has a single exon. The coding region runs from base 89 to 505 and encodes 138 amino acids. NCBI's taxonomy places the organism in Eukaryota, Viridiplantae, Streptophyta, Magnoliopsida, Solanales, Solanaceae. The record is from RefSeq and is a predicted model, not a curated record.
UCUCAUCCCUACCCCCUCACUCUCCAAUUAUCCUUCAAUCAUAACACCAACUCCCUCCUCCUCCAUUCCAAAAUUAUUACUAGCAUUAAUGGCUUCCACUUCAAAAUCUACUAGAUUUUUCUUGAUUUGUAUUGUUAUUGAUUUUUUUUCUUUAUCACUAGCCUUGCACAAAUCACCAUCUUUGUUAAAUAUACCAUCUUCUUCUAUUUCAGCUGCCCCUGCAUUGUUACCAAAUCCACCUGCUCUGUCUCCUGAUAUAAGUCCUCUUUUUCCUUCACCAGGUGGCUCUGAGCUUGCUCCUACUGAUUCUUCAUUACCCUUAAUUCCUUCUAGCCCUAGCCCUCCUAAUCCUGAUGCUAUGAUUGCUCCUGGACCUGUUUAUAUGCCGUUUUCGCCUACUCAGUCUCUACCGGUGUCCUCUGCUGUUCCUCUGUUUUCAUCUUUAUGUACAAUGGUGGUGUUGAGUUUGAUAUUGACCUGGUUUACUCAGCUCCCUGGUGUGUGAAGGUUCAAAGAUGUUUGGUUGUGGGAUCUUGUGAGGUACUUUUGAUGAAGUUUCACACUUAUUUGUUUACUCUGUUAUGAUUUAUUUAUGUAACUAUACUUUUGUCAUCUCCUUUUGGUAGAGUAUAAUUUGUUUGUUGAAUAAGAAGGAAAUAAGCACAAUUUUGUUUAGUUUAUCUCAAGAUCUGCAUUUUGGUUCUUUUGUUGAAUGACUAUAAUGUAAUAAGUAUAUGUAGUGGCAGAGCCACAGAUACUUGAGGAGUGUAAACUGAUCAAAAAAUUAUAUUGUGUAGAUAGGUAAUUAAGUGUUUUUUUCUUUUUGUUGUAUGUAUUAUAGUGUGUUUGAAUUCUCUUGA